Ilyonectria robusta is the source of this 540-nucleotide messenger RNA. RefSeq names its product phosphatidylinositol/phosphatidylglycerol transfer protein. The record is from RefSeq and is a predicted model, not a curated record. The transcript has 3 exons. Bases 1 to 540 code for a protein of 179 amino acids. Gene Ontology annotation, molecular function: sterol binding. Lineage: Eukaryota; Fungi; Ascomycota; Sordariomycetes; Hypocreales; Nectriaceae. Gene Ontology annotation, biological process: intracellular sterol transport.
AUGAGGUUCUCAACCGUCGCGGCUUGCCUGUCCGUCUGCCUGGCCCCGGCCUCGGCCAUGAGCAUCUUCAAUGGGAAGGCACCCGAUGUCGCUGUCAACGAUGACCUGAAGAUCCCCGGCGACUCACCUCUGGAGCUGUGCCCUGGAGAUCACGCUGCCGACCUCAUCAAGAUUGACAGCGUCGACCUGCUGCCCAACCCCCCGAAAGCUGGCCAGGAGCUGCUCAUCAAGGCCAAGGGAACCGUGAAGCAGACCAUCGAGGAGGGAGCCUACGUCCUAUUAACCGUCAAGUACGGACUCAUCCGCCUCGUUAGCACCAAGGCCGACCUCUGCGAGCAGAUCGGAAACGUCGACCUUGAGUGCCCUGUCAAGGCCGGCGACCUCGAGAUUACCAAGACCGUUGACCUCCCCAAUGAGAUCCCCCCCGGAAAAUACACCGUGCUGGCUGACGUCUUCACUGUCGAUGAUGUUCAGAUCACCUGCCUGACUGCCACUGUCGAAUUCUCCAGGUCCAGCCGCUUCUUCGGCAACGACUUGUAA